Messenger RNA from Eubalaena glacialis (North Atlantic right whale), 3470 nucleotides. It is a transcript of the gene AGO2, whose product is annotated as argonaute RISC catalytic component 2. Gene Ontology annotation, biological process: regulation of DNA-templated transcription; regulatory ncRNA-mediated gene silencing. The transcript has 19 exons. NCBI's taxonomy places the organism in Eukaryota, Metazoa, Chordata, Mammalia, Artiodactyla, Balaenidae. Bases 74 to 2656 code for a protein of 860 amino acids. Gene Ontology annotation, cellular component: RISC complex. The record is from RefSeq and is a predicted model, not a curated record. Gene Ontology annotation, molecular function: RNA binding; protein binding; endoribonuclease activity, cleaving siRNA-paired mRNA.
CGGCUCGCGGCGUCGGGGCCCGUGGCGCGCGCGCGGCCGCCCCUCGGCCCCGGAGCCCCUCGGCGGCACCACCAUGUACUCGGGAGCCGGCCCCGUGCUUGCCCCUCCUCCACCGCCACCGCCACCCGUCCAAGGGUAUGCCUUCAAGCCUCCACCCAGACCCGACUUCGGGACCUCCGGGAGAACGAUCAAGUUACAGGCCAACUUCUUUGAAAUGGACAUUCCAAAAAUUGACAUCUAUCAUUAUGAGUUGGAUAUCAAGCCAGAGAAAUGCCCAAGAAGAGUUAACAGGGAAAUAGUGGAGCACAUGGUUCAGCACUUUAAAGCACAGAUCUUUGGGGACCGGAAGCCAGUGUUUGAUGGAAGGAAGAACCUCUACACGGCGAUGCCCCUUCCGAUUGGGAGGGAUAAGGUGGAGCUGGAGGUCACGUUGCCAGGAGAAGGGAAGGACCGCAUCUUCAAGGUGUCCAUCAAGUGGGUGUCCUGCGUGAGCUUACAGGCAUUACACGAUGCACUUUCGGGGCGGCUGCCCAGCGUCCCCUUUGAGACGAUCCAGGCCCUGGACGUGGUUAUGAGGCAUUUGCCGUCCAUGAGGUACACCCCCGUGGGCCGCUCCUUCUUCACGGCGUCCGAGGGCUGCUCCAACCCGCUGGGCGGGGGCCGAGAGGUGUGGUUUGGCUUCCAUCAGUCCGUCCGGCCUUCUCUGUGGAAGAUGAUGCUGAAUAUCGACGUCUCGGCAACAGCGUUUUAUAAGGCACAGCCAGUAAUCGAGUUUGUGUGUGAAGUUUUGGAUUUUAAAAGUAUUGAAGAACAACAAAAACCUCUGACAGAUUCCCAAAGGGUCAAGUUUACCAAAGAAAUCAAAGGUCUAAAGGUGGAGAUAACGCACUGUGGGCAGAUGAAGAGGAAGUACCGCGUCUGCAACGUGACCCGGCGGCCCGCCAGCCACCAAACGUUCCCGCUGCAGCAGGAGAGCGGGCAGACGGUCGAGUGCACGGUGGCCCAGUACUUUAAGGACAGGCACAAGCUGGUCCUGCGCUACCCUCACCUCCCGUGUUUACAAGUCGGACAGGAGCAGAAACACACCUACCUUCCCCUAGAGGUCUGUAACAUAGUGGCGGGACAGAGAUGUAUAAAAAAGCUGACCGACAAUCAGACCUCAACCAUGAUCAGAGCGACUGCCAGGUCAGCCCCCGAUCGGCAGGAAGAGAUUAGCAAAUUGAUGAGAAGUGCCAGUUUUAACACAGAUCCGUAUGUUCGUGAGUUUGGAAUCAUGGUCAAAGACGAGAUGACCGAUGUGACCGGGCGGGUCCUCCAGCCGCCCUCCAUCCUCUAUGGGGGCCGGAAUAAAGCGAUUGCCACCCCUGUCCAGGGCGUUUGGGACAUGAGGAACAAGCAGUUCCACACGGGCAUUGAGAUCAAGGUGUGGGCCAUUGCGUGCUUCGCCCCCCAGCGCCAGUGCACGGAGGUCCACCUCAAGUCCUUCACGGAGCAGCUCAGAAAGAUCUCGAGAGACGCAGGAAUGCCGAUCCAGGGCCAGCCGUGCUUCUGUAAAUACGCCCAGGGGGCAGAUAGUGUGGAGCCCAUGUUCCGGCAUCUGAAGAACACGUACGCCGGCCUGCAGCUGGUGGUGGUCAUCCUGCCUGGAAAAACCCCCGUCUAUGCCGAGGUCAAGCGCGUAGGAGACACGGUGCUGGGGAUGGCCACACAGUGUGUGCAGAUGAAGAACGUGCAGAGGACCACGCCACAGACCCUGUCCAACCUCUGCCUGAAGAUCAACGUCAAACUGGGCGGCGUGAACAACAUCUUGCUGCCCCAGGGGAGGCCGCCGGUGUUCCAGCAGCCCGUCAUCUUUCUGGGGGCGGAUGUCACGCACCCACCUGCCGGGGACGGGAAGAAGCCGUCCAUCGCCGCCGUCGUGGGCAGCAUGGACGCCCACCCGAACCGCUACUGCGCCACCGUGCGCGUCCAGCAGCACCGGCAGGAGAUCAUCCAGGACCUGGCGGCCAUGGUGCGCGAGCUUCUCAUCCAGUUCUACAAGUCCACACGCUUCAAGCCCACCCGCAUCAUCUUCUACCGAGACGGUGUCUCCGAGGGGCAGUUCCAGCAGGUUCUUCACCACGAGUUACUGGCUAUCCGAGAGGCAUGCAUUAAGCUAGAAAAAGACUACCAGCCGGGGAUCACGUUCAUAGUGGUCCAGAAGAGGCACCACACUCGGCUCUUCUGCACCGACAAGAAUGAGCGGGUGGGGAAGAGCGGAAACAUUCCAGCAGGGACGACCGUGGACACGAAAAUCACCCACCCGACCGAGUUUGACUUCUACCUGUGUAGUCAUGCUGGCAUCCAGGGAACAAGCAGGCCUUCCCACUAUCACGUGCUUUGGGAUGACAAUCGUUUCUCUUCCGAUGAGCUGCAGAUUCUCACCUACCAGCUGUGUCACACCUACGUGCGCUGCACGCGCUCCGUGUCCAUCCCGGCGCCAGCAUACUAUGCUCACCUGGUGGCCUUCCGGGCCAGGUACCACCUGGUGGAUAAAGAACAUGAUAGUGCUGAAGGAAGCCAUACCUCCGGGCAGAGUAACGGACGAGACCACCAGGCGUUGGCAAAGGCAGUCCAGGUCCAUCAGGACACGCUGCGCACCAUGUACUUUGCUUGACAUGUUUUAGUGUUUACGAUUGUGUACCGAGUUGGAUUCACAUGAGACCAGCUACACUCAGACCAACAAAUGCCCAGCCCUUCCGUGACAGCCAGCAUCGAACAUGAGACGCCAUUGAUUUUAGUAGAUUCUCCAUUUUCCAGAAUGCCUUCCGUCCCAGAUUUCAGACUUGGAUUUUGAACUGCAGACCUGUAUGAGACCCCAUUGUCGUAGGAAAUAUGGUUUGCCAAAAUCUUAUAAGCUGCUUAUUAAAAUAGAGUCCCGUGUUUCCUAAAAAAUCUCCUAAAACCAGUCUAUGAACUCAGGGCUUUAAAACAUUUUUAAUUUAUUUGGUCGUUCAAUUUACUUGUUUUUAACACAUGAUUCUAUAUGAAAUUGAUGGGCUCAAACUAGCUGUGAACGUUCUGUGAGAGUGAAAGCAACAUAAAACACAUUGUGGUUUUAAAGCCUUGAACAUUCUGAUGCUGUCACUAAAGUUUAUUUCAGAGUGACACCUGUGUGCUCCUGACCUGGCUCCCACCAGCUGUCCGGGAUCCGAGGGCAGGGGCCAGGCGAGGCGCCCUGGUGUCUCUCGUUCUGCCACUGCCCGCCUUUCACUCAGCCCGAAGGAAGGAGGGGUGGCAGAAGGUGGGCUGUGUGUGUUUACAACAUUUAUAGGUCCAGAGGGAUUGGCAGACAAGUGCCAUUUUAAUAAAAAUUUAUUUAAAAAAAGAAAAAAGACAAUAUGCCGACAGUCUAAUCAUAAGAUUUGUCCUAUAGGACUGUGACAUUUAUUUUCCAAAGUUUCUAAAGAAUACGGGUCUGUGGUGAUAAA